GUGGAUCUUUCGAGUUGGAAGAGGCCGGUGGUCAAUAGUGUAGAGGAGUGACAGUGACCCAGGCCGUUCCGGUGAAAGAGAGUGUUUUCCCCACAUUUCCAUUGCUAUAUACGGAGCUGACAGUUAGCGUAGAGAAAAUUUUGCGUAGUUGCCCUUCACGGGCAAUUUUUUUCCUGCGGCGCGCUUCUGCCUGUUUACUUUUUCACUCCCUCCUUCGCUCCCAAUUCAACUCUUGACUUCACAUCGCGACAACCUCAACCUCAACCUCACCCUCACCCAUGAGUACCAACAAAAGGCAAAAGUCUUAAAGCCCGCCCAGCACCGUCCUUCUGUUCCUCAAACUGGAGCCCAAGUCCAAGGUCCACCUACAAUGGCGACUCCACUCCAGCGGCAACAACAGGCACAGGCAACCGGCGCAAACGGAGCGCAGCCAGGCGCACGAGGUUUUGCCAUGCCGCAUUUACCUCUGCAUGGACAACAGAGGUACACAUUUCAACAUACAGUUCUCCAACCACCUGCACCGCCGCAGCAGCAACGAUCCUAUCAACUGGCACAGACACAGCCUCAAAUUAAUACGCAGAUAAAUCCUCAGUUACAGGCCCCGGUUCCUACUCAGAUGCAGAUUGGAGCACUGCAACAACGGCAGCAGCCGCAGCAGCAGCAAUGGUCGCAGCAACAACAACAGUGGCGGCAGCAACUACUUCGGCUACAGCAGCAACAACGACGACGACAACAACAACGGCUUCAUCAACAGCCUCCCCAACAGCCGCUGCAACAGGCUCCGCUGCAGCCUGCGCAAGCUCAACACGCUCAACAGCAGGCCUACUAUCGGUAUAUGCAACAACGACAGCAGCAGCAGCAGCAAGUAUUCCUACAGCCUCCCCAACAGCAGCAGUCCCAGCAGCAAGCAUUCCAACAACCUCCCCAACAGCAGCAGUCUCAGCAGCAAACACAGCAAUGCCCACCUCCCCAGCGCCCUCAAUCCGCGCCGAGCGCCGCCUCCGCCCAAAUCCCCACUCAAACUAGGACAGCCAGCACAACACACAGAUACGUACCCGCAACCCCCCACAACCCCAACGAACCGCGCAUCCUCCUCCGCAUCCACGAAGGCCGCCCCACAACAAUCAUCCAUGACCUCUGGAUCCCGCCUCGAGACCCUCUGGGCCCGCACCUCCUCCAACUCUGCGAAUCCCAAGAUCUCCUCUUCCGCUUCGACUGGAACUUCGUAUACUGGCAUCCGAGCCCGCUCCCCACGGACCCAGACAACACCAUCCCCAUUGUCCUGCGCUGGACCGAUACGCCCGGCGGAGUGCAGAUUCCCGGGUCCCAGGGCGGUGUGGUUCCACUGGAGCAUGGGUGCAAGGUGGACAUGGUAAGCUGGAUCCGGGAUGCAAAGUUCGUAGAGCAGAAGGGUCUCGAGCUCGGGCUGGAAGAUUGGGAAAAGGUCUACGUGGUCACUACGAUGCAGAAAUGCAGAAGGGGGCUGCGGAUAGAGCGAUUACAGGAGCAGCAGGAGAUGAAUAAUUGGAUUUCUGAGCUCCAGGUGAAGACGUUGACGAUGGCGCAGAGACUGUCGGCCGCUGAGGUGGAGUUGGCGUGGUUGAAGGAGGCGUAUCAGAUUGUGGUGGGGGAGAAGAAGGGGCUUGAGGAGCGGUUGAGGGUGGCGGAGAUGAUGGAGAGGACGCUGAGGUCGUGGAUACGGGAGCAUGGGGGGUUGGAUGGUCAGACUGCAGAUCCAGUCGUGUUGUCAGCUCCGGCUCCGGCUCCGGGUCUGGCUCCAGUUCAAGACCCAGUGGAACCUCCAGUCCAAACACCAGUCACUGCGUUCCAAGCUCUAGUUCGGCCUGCCGUUCAAGCUCAAGCUGAAGAGGAGGCAAAGGCCCAUCCGCCUCGUCCAACCGUAGAAAGUGUACACGAUUCUGGUGAUGACAGCCGGAGCCAGAGCAGGGAGGAUGGAAGGGGACAUGGGCAGGAGAAUGCGGUGGCGGAUGAGGUGGGGGAUGGCUCCGAGAAAGGAUCGGAAGACGGGUCGGCGGAUGAGAUGGAUAACUAACUGAAUUAGCGUGGUGGGCAUGGUUACAAGGACAACGGAGAUGAUAUGAGAGGGUGUGACUGUAGGUUUUCAUA
Messenger RNA from Westerdykella ornata, 2127 nucleotides. RefSeq lists its product as uncharacterized. The transcript is spliced from 2 exons. Lineage: Eukaryota; Fungi; Ascomycota; Dothideomycetes; Pleosporales; Sporormiaceae. The coding region runs from base 371 to 2053 and encodes 560 amino acids. The record is from RefSeq and is a predicted model, not a curated record.